Messenger RNA from Mytilus trossulus (common blue mussel), 1632 nucleotides. RefSeq names its product neuropeptide receptor npr-1-like. Gene Ontology annotation, molecular function: G protein-coupled receptor activity; peptide binding. Lineage: Eukaryota; Metazoa; Mollusca; Bivalvia; Mytilida; Mytilidae. Bases 448 to 1602 code for a protein of 384 amino acids. Gene Ontology annotation, cellular component: plasma membrane. The record is from RefSeq and is a predicted model, not a curated record. Gene Ontology annotation, biological process: G protein-coupled receptor signaling pathway; cellular response to hormone stimulus. The transcript has a single exon.
AGUUAUAUUGGUGUCAACUGUUAAUUGUUUCACAUUAAAGAUGCUAUAAUUAAUUAACAUCAAUCAUUAAGUGUUUUUGACAUUUUGCAAAAACUAUCAAUUAUGGAGAACAUAGACAUAAAACUUGAAAUAACUGGAAAUCAGUGAAUUCUGAAUAAAUUCUCAAAUAAUUGGACUAAAUAUAUUCUAUCAUAAUUGGACUAAAUAGAUUCUCUCAUAAUUGGACUAGUUAGUUUAUCUCUAAAAUGGACUAAAUAAAUUCUUUCAUAAUUGGACUAGGUUGAUUAUCUCAUAAUUGGACAAAACAGAUUCACUUUUAACUGGACUAUCAACCCUCAUAUAUCACAUUUAGUAAGACUGAAAGUAUGUACACUUGUGAGUUCAAACAUUGAGCAGGACAAAACUAAGGCGAUUAACAAUUUCUUUAACAAUAUAAACUUGUUCAAAAUGGACACAAAUUCAACAGAUUGGAUUAUGAUUAAUCCAUCAGCAGAGCAGAUAAACAAGAAAUUAUCAUCUGCUCUUAUUCCACAUAUUGUCAUCCUUGGACUUUAUAUAUUCAUAGCAAUAGUUGGUAAUAGUACUGUAAUACAUGUCUAUCUUUAUAAGAUGAGGGAAUCGACAGACAGCCGCUUUUUCAUACCGUGCCUUGCUAUAGCUGAUAUUCUGGCUUGUACAGUUGGAGGAUUUUGUGGUAUUUAUUUGUCAAUUUACAUUGUGGAUUUUAACAGUGAUGUGGGAUGUAAAAUGAUAUGGUAUUUAAUGACAGCCAUUACAAGCGGAGCUGCAAUGAUCUUGGUCUUCAUUGCUUAUCACCGUUAUACAAAGAUUUGUAAACCAUACAAUCAUACAAAUCUAAUGGAAAAGAAAAUAACUAUUGUGAUUUGCUUGUAUGUUACUUCUUUUGUCAUUUCAAGUCCACUUAUUUUCACAUCAGGUGUGACAACAUUUACCAGAGGUAACAGUACGUUUCACACUUGUGAAAGAAUCAGUGAGGACUAUAUCGAUGGGAUGAAAUAUAACAUUGCUAUAGGGUAUACAGUAUUUGAAGCUUUAGUUGUCAUAACCAUUGCUACACUGAUGACCAUUUGCUAUACCAAAGUAGGUUUAAAGCUUUUCCAUCAUUUUAAACAGACGAGUAGGAAUUUGAACAGUUUAAAGACAUCAAACAUAGAAAAUGAAGAACAUAGUCGGGACUCAGUUGCCUCUAUAGAUUCUCAAUUAAGUGUUGAAAUACAUGAAAAUAAGCCAUCAAACUCAUCUAAUACCACUGCAUCAAAACCUUCAAAAGAAACAGCAUCCAAAAGGAUAAAACGCAAAAAGGAGAAAUUCAACAGGAAACACAAGUACACCUUUAUUUUCAUUGCAAUAUCUGUUAUAUGCAUUGUUACAUAUACACCCCGUCUAAUUCUCAUGAUCAUUGAAUCAGCAGAUAGAAAAUUUUGGUUUAUUUCUACCAGUAAUUUGUCUUUGUUUCCUUUCUUGAAAUUUCUAAAUAGGUUUUAUAUUGUAAAUAACAUUGUCAAUCCUUUUCUUUAUGCCAUGUUUGAUCCUAAAUUCAAAAGAUGUCUAAUAAAUAUAUUUACUUGUCAAGAAACUUAAUAAAACUUGUAAAUUGAGUGUGGAAAAUUA